CAACCGCUCUUGGACCCGCUCCCGUCUCGCUUCCUGUCUUUAUGCCUUCUUCCUCUUCCUUUCUUCUCCCUCGCCACAGCCCUGCCGCCGGAGAUGGCCUCUCCGCCGGAUAUUACUCUCUUCAGCGUUCGCAUCGUCUCCCUCGACUACUACAUGUCGCCGCCGAUCCCCGAUCUCGACAUCUGCUAUAGUUCAUUUCACGGGCGGACAGUGAAUGAGGUCCCUGUCAUAAGGAUUUACGGGUCUACGCCAGCCGGACAGAAAACUUGCCUUCACAUUCAUCGGGCUUUGCCAUAUUUGUAUAUACCUUGUCCUAUCGAGCUACUUCAAAGUUCCGAAGCAGGUGAUGAGUAUAUUAAGACUUUGAUAACUGCUAUCGAUAAUGCUCUGGAAGAUCGAACUGUUUCUUCAGCAGCAAGACAACAUGUUCAUGGGUGUAGCCUUGUUCGGGCCAAGAAGAUUUAUGGUUAUCAUUCAUUGGAGGAUCUUUUCUUAAAGAUCUACUUAUAUUAUCCACAAGAUGUUACUCGUGUGGCUACCUUUCUUCUGGAUGGCACGGUGCUUGGUAGAACCUUCCAGCCGUACGAGUCUCAUAUUCCUUUUCUUCUACAUUUUUUGGUUGACUACAACUUAUAUGGAAUGAGCCAUAUACAUAUGUCAAAGAUUAAGUUUCGCCCUCCUUUGCCAGAUAGCUUUGUGCCAAAAUCAUCUUAUAAGGAGACGCAUGAUGUCAAAGAAGAUUUAUGUGAGGAAGUUGGAGAUUCAGCAAUUUGGCUUUCUUCUACGGUCCUAAGUUCUUUGAUUUGGCCAGAUUCGGUUGUUUCUCAAUCGUCCUCUGAAAGUAUGUCUACCACUAAACGUCAGAGUAUCUGUGACCUUGAAGCAGACUCAAGCAUAGAUGAUAUUCUGAAUGAGAAGUAUAAAAUUUAUACAUCUCUUUCUCAAACUAGAUCAGAGGUUAAGAUGGUUCAAUCACUCAUCCCAAUCUGGGAGGAGUUUGAACGAUCUGGAGUUCAAGAGGUGGCAAAGCCACUUGAAUUAAGUCGACCUAAUCCAGAAGAUAUUCUACAAAAUUUUGUAUGUGGAACUCAAUAUGAAAAUCUGCUCUCUGAGUGGUUCAUAAAAAUCCAGAAAUCAUUGCCUGAAAAUGCUUUUGCAACUGAAGAUGGAGACAAGUUGGAGGAGCACAUCAAAUCAUUCAUUGGAAUUGAUGAAAAUUCUAAGUCCUUGGGAUGUCAGAAGAGUAGCAAUUCUUCUGGUGAGCCUUUGAAUCAUCACGAAGAUAAGAAUGAUAUGUUGCAUGGUCUUCUAUCAAAAGGACAAGGAGAUAUCUUUUUGUAUGAGAAAAUAUCUAAAUUUGAUGAAUUGGCAACUUGCAAAAGGACUGCAUCAACACCAACUGGCACUGAAGAUCAAAAGGUCUAUGCUGAUUUUUUGAGCUUAUCUACUGAAGCUCUUGGGCUUUUAGGUUGGCUUGCGUCUUCUCAAGCGGCAGAGGAUCUGGAUAAUGAUGAUGAACUAGUUCAUGAAGCUAUUCUCACUCCUUUAUUGUCAACAAAAUCCGUCGAAAAGGCUUUAGAGAUAGCUCAUUUGGACUAUGAGCAUGCUUCUCAGCAGGAAUGCAAGGACAUUCUUGAUUCCGUUGAUUAUGUAAUUAAGCCUGAUGUAGUGAAGAAACAUAACUGUUCUCAUGAGCCAAUGACUGUUUCUUCAUCACAAAAUACAAUUCAUCAAGCUCAUGGAACAUCAGAUGAUAGCUCUGUAACUCCUGAAAAACGUUGUCAUUCUGAGAUGAACACAAGUAGUAGGAAAUUGAAAUCAUCUUUAGAUCUUUCUGAGAUGAAUACAAGAAUAAAGUGUGGUAGGAAAUACAAGAAAGGUAACAUUCUGUGGGGUCAUUUACCCAUUUCAUCUGCUAAGAAGGAGCAUGAUGAUUUUGAAUCUGCUUCGUAUUCUUGUCCUGAUGACUUAAUGGAAAAUGAUGGCGAACCUAGCAUCUCAUCUAGGAGCAAAGGGGAUAAGAAUUGCCAUGCUUCAAAUACAGUUGCAGAUACUUCUGGUAGGAAGCUAGGAAAGCCACUGACUUCCUGCUCUGUUAGAGAUCUAAUGAGGCAAAAGCGUCACUUCAAGGUUGGCUACGCUGAACCUGAAAGAACUUUAGUUGAGGAUUUUUCUGAGGCAGAAAAUGGUAAAAAGAAAAACCUUUAUUCUGAAGGUUCACUAUGUUGUGCUUUGCCUAUGAGUUUACAUGUUGGAUCAUCUUGUGUCGGCCAAGAGAAUUCAACAUGCCCUGCAAAUUGUAUUCUGGAUCGACACACAUCACCUGUUGUUGAUGAACGUAUUAUUGAGCAUGAUGAUAAUAAGUACAUCAGUCAAAGGGAUGUGCAAAAUGCUCAGCAGAUUUUUCAUGACACAAAUAUUAGCAGUCAUGCAGAGUCAAAUAUGGCAUUAGAUACAAAUAUGUUGCAAAGAAAUUAUAAUGGGACUGGAGAAGGGGACAUAGGAAGCAAUACAUCUAGCCCUAGCAAUAGAAUACUGACAUCUCACAAUAUGGAGAAAACUUCGACAGCAUAUGUUGAGAUGAGUUAUAGCCAUAAGCCACCUUCUAAAGACCAAAUAAUGGGUAUUCUAGAGGAUUCUAAAGAUGCUACAGGGAAUGUUACUGGAAUAACAAGUGCUCAUGAUGAAUCACUUGUCUUUGACUCUUGCUGCAUGAACAGUGAUUUGCUGGGUAUGAAUGAUUUGCUCCCAUUUUUCAGAAGAGAUUUUGAGCUUAAGAAAUCAUACCAGUCGUCACAUGAUAUGGGAAGUCAUGGGAAUUUUCAAGAAUCUGCACUUGGUAUUCCAACUCACUUCCAAAAUGAUGGUUCAGUUCUAUAUUUGCUCACUCCUGAAACUUCACCUCCAUCUGUUGACUCUGUUUAUCAAUGGCUUUUGCAAGUGGAGCAGCAAAGAUGUUCCAACUACGCCACUGUAUUCUUAGGUACUUCUACGGGGAACCUUCUACCAAUUUCACAAGAUACCUCUUUGAAGUUGGAAAAGAGUGUCGAAGAUGCCUGCAGAGAGAUUGAUUGUUGCCCUCACAAAAUAGCUAAAGUUUAUCCAAGUAAUAUAUCAGGAGCUUUCCAUCAUGGUUCCUUACCAGAAGAUAAUGUUGCUUUACUUGAGAAGCCUGAUAAGUCUCCAUUAAAUCAAGAAAAUAUAAGAAAUCCUCCGGUUGGAAGUUUUGUUCAUACCAUCACUUCUGUUGGAGAAUCCAAAUUAUCUAGUAUUUUCUUGGGGGAAAAUGUUCCUUGUAGUAGUUGGCAAGAUGUCUCUCAGAUUUCAGGCCCAGAUGAUAAAUCAAAUCUUACUCCUCUUAGUCAAAUUGGUUUUCGUGAUCCUGCAAGUAUUGGUGGUGGACAACAAUUAACAGUAAUCAGUCUGGAGGUUCUGGCAGAAUCUAGGGGAGAUCUCCGACCUGAUCCUCAGUUUGAUGGCAUCAAUAUUAUAUCUCUGGCAGUUCAGGAGGAUACAAGACCGACAUUUGAAGUUUAUGUGCUUAUACGUGGUGUCAAUGAUGAACCACAAAGAAAUAAAGAUGGAAUAACUGAUUACAAUAUAUUAAUAUUCAAUGAGGAAAAACACCUCCUGGAACACUUGGUAAAGAUUAUAUCUUCGGUUGAUCCAGAUAUCCUAAUGGGAUGGGAGAUUCAAGGUGGAUCUCUGGGGUUUAUUGCUGAAAGAGCUGGAUAUCUUGGUAUAAAUUUGCUAAAGAGCAUUUCCAGGACACCUUCAUAUGAGUUGAAGCAAAGAAUCGGGGAUCCAGCUAAUUCUGAAUUGUUUACUGAGAUAUCUGAAGCUUCAAUUGCUAAUGCUGGUCUUCGGGUUGCAGUAGUUCAAGAUGAAUGGGGCCGUACUCAUUCCAGUGGGAUACAUGUUGGCGGAAGGAUUGUGCUUAAUGUAUGGCGCCUCAUGCGUUCUGAGGUUAAGCUAAAUAUAUACUCUAUUGAAGCUGUUGCUGAAGAAGUUCUAAGGAGAAAGAUCCCAUCAAUUCCUUACAAAGUAUUGAACCAUUGGUUUAUAAAUGGCCCUGGACAAUCAAGAUAUCGGUGUAUCAGUUACCUUGUUGAGAGAGUUAAGCUGAGUCUAGAGAUAAUGUAUCAUCUGGAUAUGAUAAAUCGAACUUCUGAGCUUGCUCGUGUCUUUGGGAUUGAUUUUUUUUCGGUCCUUUCUCGAGGAUCACAAUUCCGAGUUGAAUCUAUGCUUCUAAGGUUGGCACAUACACAAAAUUAUCUUGCAAUUUCUCCUGGAAAUCAGCAGGUGGCCUUACAACCUGCAAUGGAGUGUUUACCCCUUGUAAUGGAGCCAGAAUCUAAUUUCUAUGAGGACCCUGUUGUUGUACUGGAUUUCCAGUCUCUUUAUCCCUCCAUGAUAAUAGCAUAUAAUCUCUGCUUUUCUACUUGCUUGGGCAAAGUUGUUCCUUCAAAGUCAAAUGUACUUGGAGUCAGUUCUUACUCAGCAGACCCACAUUUUUUCAAGGAUCUAAAUGAGCAGCUUCUGCUAACUCCAAAUGGAGUCAUGUAUGUCCCUUCAAAGAUUCGUAAAGGUGUGCUUCCCCGUCUCCUAGAAGAAAUUUUAUCUACUAGAAUAAUGGUAAAGCAAGCAAUGAAAAAAUUAAAGCCUUCGCAGCAGGUUCUGGAAAGGAUUUAUAAUGCAAGGCAACUUGCUCUAAAGCUGAUAGCAAAUGUUACUUAUGGCUACACAGCUGCUGGAUUUAGUGGUCGUAUGCCUUGUGCAGAGCUAGCUGAUAGCAUUGUACAGUGUGGUCGUAGAACACUUGAAGCAGCUAUCUCAUUUGUAAAUGAGCACCCUAGGUGGAAAGCCAGAGUUGUCUAUGGUGAUACGGAUAGCAUGUUUGUUCUCCUAAAAGGGCGCAAUUUGGAAGCAGCAUUUAGAAUAGGAAAUGAAAUUGCAUCUGCAGUAACUUCGAUGAACCCAGAUCCAGUGACUUUGAAAUUGGAAAAGGUUUAUCAGCCUUGUUUUCUUCUCACCAAGAAGCGGUAUGUUGGUUAUAGCUAUGAAAGUCCUGAUCAGGCAAUACCAAAAUUUGAUGCAAAAGGUAUAGAAACCGUGCGGAGAGACACAUGCCCAGCUGUUGCAAAGACACUGGAGAAGUCUAUAAGAUUGAUUUUUGAGCAUCGAGAUAUAUCAAGAGUAAAAUCCUAUCUGCAGCGUCAAUGGACCCGAAUAUUAUCUGGAAGAGUGUCUCUCCAGGACUUUGUUUUUGCUAAGGAGGUACACCUGGGUAGCUACAGUACUCGAAUGUCUUCCCUUCCACCAGCAGCAAUUGUUGCUAUCAAAGCAAUGAAUGCAGAUCCCCGAGCAGAGCCACACUAUGGAGAGCGUGUGCCAUAUGUUGUAGUUUAUGGAGAACCUGGAGCUCGUCUUAUGGACAUGGUUGUUGAUCCACAUGAUCUUCUUGAAGUCAAUUCUCCAUAUAGGUUGAAUGAUCAUUAUUAUAUCAAGAAACAGAUCAUUCCUGCACUGCAGCGAGUACUUGGACUUCUUCGUGCUGACCUGAACCAGUGGUUUUUGGAAGUGCCUCGUCCUGUCAGACCAAUAUUGGCUCGCUUUUAUGCCUCUCAAUUUGGGUCUUCACAUGAUUUUGAUUACAAUGGACCAGGAACAUCUAGGAAAGCACAGGUGAAAAGAAGUAGAAUAGAUACCUAUUACUCCUCAAAACAUUGUAUCCUUUGUGGUGACUUGGUCCAGAGAUCAAAAUUUCUAUGUGAUGUAUGCUCCGAAAAGAAACCAUUUGUUGCAACAGCUCUAGUCAGUAAAACUUCAAGAUUGGAAAGAGACAUUCAACAUUUAGUUGCUAUAUGCAGGCAUUGUGGUGGUGGUGAUUACAACCCAGGAAGUGGAGUGCAGUGCAAUUCUCUUGCAUGUUCAGUCUUUUAUGAGAGGCAAAAAGUUCAGAAGGAAUUGCAAGCCAAUUCCAUAGUUGCAACAGAAGCAGGACUGUAUCCCAUUUGCACGGCCGAAUGGUUCUAGCCUUUAAUUUAAUGUUGUAACGGUUGUAGCAUAGGUGUAUAUUAUUAUGCCUUCUAUAGCCUUUUUCUUUUUGUGGCAAGAACAGGAUGGGGUUGUUCCUCACCAUUGUUUUUUUCUGAAAAGAAAUUUUAUGUAAAAUAUGUAGCGAAAUAUGUUGUUCUUUUUUGGCAAUAGUGUCAAAGCAUAAUAGGUGAUAAGACAUGAUGAUCA
Molecule: messenger RNA, 6246 nt
Organism: Musa acuminata AAA Group (dessert banana)
Lineage: Eukaryota; Viridiplantae; Streptophyta; Magnoliopsida; Zingiberales; Musaceae
Product: DNA polymerase zeta catalytic subunit
Exons: 23
Coding region: 94-6036 (1980 amino acids)
Biological process (GO): error-prone translesion synthesis; double-strand break repair via homologous recombination
Cellular component (GO): zeta DNA polymerase complex; nucleus
Molecular function (GO): DNA-directed DNA polymerase activity; DNA binding; nucleotide binding
Source: RefSeq, a predicted model, not a curated record